AAGCGAGCGUUUCUCCCUAGCCGUUGCGCCGCCGGUGCCAGGUUGCUCGCCUGUGAAGGAGAGCUGACCCCGCCGAGGCCUUCCGAGCCCGAGCUCGCGCCUUCGGCUUCCCCGACUGCACAGCUGCGCGGCCGUGCGGACCGAGGCCCAGUCUGCGGAGCCCCGCCAGCCCAGCCCCUCCCUCCGCUCAGCAGUUAGGCCGCGCCCUGAGGCCCAGUCCGCGGCGGCCCCGGCGGGUGAUGCCAAAUACAGCCAUGAAGAAAAAGGUGCUGCUGAUGGGGAAGAGCGGGUCGGGGAAGACCAGCAUGAGGUCGAUCAUCUUUGCAAAUUAUAUUGCGCGCGACACCCGGCGCCUGGGUGCCACCAUUGAUGUGGAGCACUCCCACGUCCGAUUUCUGGGGAACCUGGUGCUGAACCUGUGGGACUGUGGCGGUCAGGACACCUUCAUGGAGAAUUACUUCACUAGCCAGCGAGACAACAUCUUCCGUAACGUCGAGGUUUUGAUCUACGUCUUCGACGUGGAGAGCCGCGAAUUGGAGAAGGACAUGCAUUAUUAUCAGUCAUGCCUGGAGGCCAUCCUCCAGAACUCUCCUGACGCCAAGAUCUUCUGCCUGGUUCACAAAAUGGAUCUGGUUCAGGAGGAUCAGCGUGACCUGAUUUUUAAGGAGCGAGAGGAAGACCUGAGGCGUUUGUCUCGCCCGCUGGAGUGCGCCUGUUUUCGAACAUCCAUCUGGGAUGAGACGCUGUACAAAGCCUGGUCCAGUAUUGUCUAUCAGCUGAUUCCCAACGUGCAGCAGCUGGAGAUGAAUUUACGGAAUUUCGCCCAGAUUAUUGAGGCCGACGAAGUUCUGCUGUUCGAGAGAGCUACGUUCUUGGUUAUUUCCCAUUACCAGUGCAGAGAGCAGCGUGACGUCCACCGCUUUGAGAAGAUCAGUAACAUCAUUAAGCAGUUCAAGCUGAGCUGCAGUAAACUGGCCGCUUCUUUUCAGAGCAUGGAAGUCAGGAAUUCUAACUUCGCUGCCUUCAUCGACAUCUUCACGUCAAACACGUAUGUGAUGGUGGUUAUGUCUGAUCCCUCGAUCCCUUCUGCAGCUACUCUGAUCAACAUUCGCAAUGCCAGGAAACACUUUGAGAAGCUGGAGAGAGUGGAUGGCCCCAAGCACAGCCUCCUUAUGCGUUGAAUAUUGCCAAACGCUGUUGCUGAAGAUGCUGAAUUGCCUUUUUUUUUUUUUUCUUGCACCCUUUCUCUUUUUCAUAUUCAUAAUGUUGUGGGCUUUGAGAUGUGUGCGCCUCCAUGUCCUCCUUCCCUACUCCUGUUCUUUAAACAUUGAACGCUACUCAGCUGUCCAGUAGAGCUUCAAGAUGGCCUUUCUGAAAAGUUGGUAUGGUGUAACACUAAAGUAGGUGGUGUGUGUGUGUGUGUGUGUGUUCUGAUUACCUGGUUAUAAUAGAUAUGCACAUCAAAGCCUUUACCAGUAUCUUUCUGUAUUCUUUACUAGAUUGCAAAGAUGGAAUGUUACUAUUUUAUCAGCAAGGAAUUAAAAUGCAUUUAUAAAUCCUCCUUGGCUUCAAUCAUGAAUAAACAUUUGCUGUUAGCAAUUUAAAAUAUGGUGUUAUUUGAAGUAAUUUGCCCACAACUGUUGCUUUAUUGAUAAAUUUGAUUUUGUAAUCUUGGCCCCCAUCUCCUGAAGGAUGUUUCAUGGCAGCUGCAAUAGAGGGGUUCAGAGAGUAUGAACUGGAGCCUGGCCACCUGAGUCGAGUUGUAUUCUGGUGUUUUCACUUACUAGCUCUGUGAACUUGGGCAAGGUAAAUUAAUUUCACUGUGUUUGCUUCAUUUGUAAAAUGUGGGUGAGAAUAGCUCCACUUCAUAGGAUUGUUAAAAGGAUUAAAUUAAAACAUGGGAAGCAUUAAGAAUGGUGCCUUGACACAUGGUACUAUGUGUUAGCUAUUGUUACCACCUACUGAUCCAUACCUCCCCGUUACUGAAUGUGAAGCCUAGCUAAAUAUUUGAGGUGUAUUUAUCCCAUUUAAUCCUCACAACCAACCUGUGAGGUAGGUUACUUUAUCUUUACUGUAUUGAUGAGAAAACUGGUAGAAGUUUACUGAAUUUCUGAAGGUCAUAUAGCUGAACACAGGCAAUCUGACUAAAGAUCCUUCUUCUCCCCCACUAUACCCCACAUUCUGUCCUACAUUGACAGAAAAGUUAAUCAUAAAAAUCCUACCUUUUUAGAUGUAGAUUAUUCCAUCAUAUAAUCCUCUUAAUUUUGCAGACAGAAAGCUGAAGCCGAGGGAAGUUAAAUGAAUUCUCCCAAGGAACAGUGUUUAAUUCACUUUGGGCAAUAUGAGUUUCCCAUCUGUAUUUAUCUAGAAAUCUGGAUAAUACUGAAUCACAUUCUCAGAAUAUCUACUUUUGUGGGAGGAUUCUAAGAUUGCUAAUUUUUGAUAAAGCAAUAUAAAGAAACUAAGGGAUAGGCCUUUUAGAAUUUCAAAGGCUUUAAAAAAGCUAUUUAACAUUUAUCAAACCUAUCUAGCUAUGGAUGACAGGUUCCCUACCCAUUAAGAGCAACAGGCUAUUCAGAUGUAAGUUAUAAAACACAGCUAAUUAGGGCACUGCCAGUAAGUGAGUAUAAAUCCGAAUCACUGAACCUCUGAAGUUUCUUUUAUUAUAUACCUUUGUAUGUAUGUGAUGGCUUCAUGGUUUGCAAAAUAUACUUUUUAUUAAUAUAUGGUAAAUUCCAAAGCCAGAUGGUAUAAUAUUGAGUAUUCAAGACAAUAGUACAUGGAGAAAAACGCAGAACAAAAUUCUAACUCAGACCCAACUUGCUGGCCUGACAGAGCCUGGCAAAACCCUCAAGGAGUAUGGCCCCCGGACACCCUUUCAGCUCAGUAAUUAGGUCACUCCUGAGGUUCACCCUUUGGCCAAAGAUUGAACAGCGCCAUGGAACAAAAGACUAAAGGGGCACACCAGCCCUGGGGCAGGGACUGGAAGGCAGGAGGGAACAGGAAAGUUGGUAAUAGGGAACCCAGGGUUGAGAAGGGAAAGUGUUGACAUGUCAUGGGGAUGUUAACCCAUGUCAUAGAACAGUGUGCUAACAUAAGAAACUAGUUUGUCCUGUAAACCUUCAUCUAAAGUACAAAAAAAAAAAAAAGACAA
This is a messenger RNA of Loxodonta africana (African savanna elephant), 3154 nucleotides long. It is a transcript of the gene RRAGA, whose product is annotated as Ras related GTP binding A. The record is from RefSeq and is a predicted model, not a curated record. Gene Ontology annotation, molecular function: GTPase activity; GTP binding. Lineage: Eukaryota; Metazoa; Chordata; Mammalia; Proboscidea; Elephantidae. The transcript has a single exon. Gene Ontology annotation, biological process: negative regulation of autophagy; cellular response to starvation. Bases 240 to 1181 code for a protein of 313 amino acids. Gene Ontology annotation, cellular component: Gtr1-Gtr2 GTPase complex; lysosome; nucleus.